This is a messenger RNA of Lodderomyces parapsilosis, 2691 nucleotides long. RefSeq names its product chaperone ATPase (gene HSP104). Bases 1 to 2691 code for a protein of 896 amino acids. The record is from RefSeq and is a predicted model, not a curated record. Gene Ontology annotation, molecular function: ATP binding; ATP hydrolysis activity; transcription factor binding. Gene Ontology annotation, biological process: regulation of DNA-templated transcription; cellular response to heat. The transcript has a single exon. Gene Ontology annotation, cellular component: cytosol; cytoplasm. NCBI's taxonomy places the organism in Eukaryota, Fungi, Ascomycota, Pichiomycetes, Serinales, Debaryomycetaceae.
AUGGACGAAACUCAAUAUACUGAUAAUGCUUUACGCAUUAUUCAAAACGCAACCAACUUGUGUAAAGAAAAUGCCAAUACUCAAUUGGUUCCCUUGCAUUUACUUGCUGCAUUCAUCCCUACUGAUGACACUGAAGGAACAUCACCAUAUUUACAAACAUUGAUUCAGAAAGCAAGGUAUGAAUGGCCUGUUUUUGAACGAACCGUAAACAAGCAUUUGGUUAGAUUACCAAGUCAAAAUCCACCACCUGAUGAUGUUAGGCCUAGUUAUCAAUUGGGUCAAGUUUUACAAAAUGCCGCCAAGAUUGAAAAACAACAAAAGGAUUAUUACAUUGCCCAAGACCAUUUGUUAUUGGCGCUUUUGGAAGAUCAAUCAAUCAAGGAUAUCUUUAAAGAAGCUGGUAUCAAACCCGAUGCCAUAAAGACUCAAGCAUUGGAGUUGCGUGGUGACCAAAGAAUUGAUUCAAGACAAGCUGACUCUUCUAGCAGCUAUGAAUUUUUAAACAAGUAUUGUGAAGAUUUCACGGAAAAGGCUAGAGAAGGUAGAAUUGAUCCUGUUAUUGGAAGAGAAGAAGAGAUUAGACGUGUGAUUAGAGUUCUCGCAAGAAGAUCGAAAUCAAAUUCAGUACUUGUGGGAGAUGCCGGUGUCGGUAAAACUUCUAUUGUCGAAGGUGUUGCUCAAAGAAUUGUUGAUGGUGAUGUGCCCAAUGUUUUGUCCAAUGCAAGAUUGUUUUCAUUGGAUAUGGGUGCAUUGACCGCUGGUGCUAAAUACAAGGGUGAAUUUGAAGAAAGAUUGAAAGGUGUAUUGAAUGAUAUUUCCAAAUCCAAAGAGUUUAUCAUUUUGUUUAUUGAUGAAAUUCACACUGUAAUGGGUGACGGUAAAUCCGAUGCUGCAAAUCUUUUGAAACCAAUGUUGGCAAGAGGUGAAUUGCAUUGUAUUGGAGCUACUACUUUUGCUGAGUACCGUAAAUUUAUUGCUAAAGAUGGUGCUUUUGAUCGAAGAUUUCAAAAGAUUGAUGUCCCCGCGGCAACCGUUAAUGAAACCAUUGCUAUAUUGAGAGGUUUACAACCAAGAUAUGAAAUCCACCAUGGGGUUAGAAUCUUGGAUAGUGCAUUGGUUACUGCUGCCCAAUUGGCUUCAAGGUACUUGACUUACCGAGCAUUGCCUGAUUCAGCAGUUGAUUUAGUUGAUGAAAGUGCUGCUGCUGUUGCCGUUGCUAGAGAUUCCAAGCCGGAAGAGUUGGAUACUCUUGAACGUGAAUUACAUUUGGUUGAAGUUGAAAUCAAUGCAUUGGAAAGAGAUAAAGAUGCUGAUUCUAAUUCCAAGGAAAGAUUAGAAGCGGCUAGAAAGAAACAAGCUAGUAUUGAAGAGAAAAUGGGUCCAUUGAGAGAACGAUUCAACCAAGAACGUGCUGGACACGAUUUGCUUAUUGCUGCAAAGAGGAAAUUGGAUGAAUUGGAAGUUAAAGCCCAAGAUGCUGAAAGAAGACAUGAUACCGCCACUGCUGCUGAUUUGAGAUAUUUUGCCAUUCCUGACGUUGAAAAACAAAUUGAAGAAUUAGAGGUUAGAGUUGCUGAAGAAGAAGCUUCUAAUUUGGAUAGUUUAUUGAAAAACGCUGUUGGUCCUGAUCAAAUUUGUGAAACUGCUGCUAGAUUAACUGGUAUCCCAGUCCAAAAAUUAAGUCAAGCUGAAAAUGCUAAAUUGAUCAAUUUAGAAUCUGAAUUGUCGAGUGUUGUUGUUGGACAAUCAGAAGCAGUUAAAGCGGUUUCCAAUGCCAUCAGAUUGAGAAGAUCAGGAUUAUCCAAUCCUAACCAACCACCAUCAUUUUUGUUCCUUGGUCUUUCAGGAUCUGGUAAAACUGAAUUGGCCAAGAAAUUAGCUGGCUUUUUGUUUGCUGAUGAAAAAGCCUUGAUUAGAAUUGAUUGUUCUGAAUUGGAUAAAUGGUCUACUUCCAAGCUUCUUGGAUCAAAUGCUGGAUUCGUUGGUUAUGGUGAGGGAAACAUUCUUGCUGAACCAUUGAUUAGAAGACCUUAUUCAGUUGUCUUGUUUGAUGAAGUUGAAAAAGCAGCACCCGAAGUAUUGACGAUUUUGUUGCAAAUUUUGGAUGAUGGAAGAAUCACUGAUGGUGAAGGUAAAUUGGUCAAUUGCUCCAAUGCCAUUUUCAUCAUGACAUCAAACUUGGGUGCUCAAUACAUUAGUGAAUCAAAGGGAAGCAAAAUUGAUGCUUCUACAAAAGAACACGUUAUGGGUGCUGUUCGUGCCCACUUCAGACCAGAAUUUUUGAAUCGUAUCUCCAACAUUGUCAUAUUUAACCGUCUUUCGCGUAAAGCCAUUGCCAAGAUUGUUCACAUUAGACUCAAUGAAUUGACAAAGAGAUUUGAAGAUAAUGGCAAGAGAAUCACUUUGCAUUUGGAUGAUGAUGCCAUGAAUUAUCUAAUCAAGAAUGGGUGGUCAGCUGAUUUGGGAGCCAGACCUUUGAAUCGAUUGAUUCAAAAUGAAAUUUUAAACAAGUUGGCUAUAUACAUCUUGAAGGGACAAGUUAAAGAUAAGGAAACGGUUAAUAUUGUUGUUGGUGAAAAGGGGUUGGAAGUUGUGCCUAACCAUGAGGCUGAAGAUGAAGAUAUGAAUGAUGUUAAUGAUUGGCAAGACAGUGAGGAUGAAGAUGAUGAUGAAAAAGAAGAGCUAGAUUAA